CCCGGUGCAACGGCGAAUGCGAAUGCAGGCAGCGCAUGAAUAUUAUCUCCAGCUUGCCACUUCGGAAGUAGGUCACCGCUCACCGAUUUGUUCACCAUGUCUCCAGCUACUGUGGGCUGUUUGGUCCACGGAUCGCUCCCCGGGUCCGCAGCUCUACCGAGUAGAAACUGAUCAUCGGGAAAAGAAACAAACAUCACGGACGGGAGAUUUUUAUUGUUAUUAUUUUAUUUAAUUUUUUUCAAAUUGAGUGGGUGAUUAUUUCCAACGGGACACGCGAGGUAAUGGUGAAUCGCUGCUGUGUUUCAGUCACAGUUGGAGAUGACAGGGUCGGUGGUUAGGCUGCUUCUAACAACUCGGCUGUAAUACGAGCCUCCUAAUGAUACUGAUAUUAACUAGCAGCUCCGAAAAAGCCCGAUUGAGUGAGGAUGGUCGGGUGUUUUCCACUCGUUUCCCCGCUGAGGAUCUCUCCUUUUAUUUCCUACUUCUCAUAUCGCAGCCUGCACUCCUGCUACGGCAUGCUGUCAGAUUAACACUGUCCACCACCACCACCACCGUGGCCAACUACGAUCUUCAAGAGGCGAGUCAUUUAGAGCCAUAUGGACCCAGAUGAUGAUCCAUGAUGAUAUCCACUGAAAGCCCAGUCUGAGCUGAAACCCUCCACCAAUCAGAAACCCGUGGAUGAAGACAGUUUAGUGAAUCUGCUCCCAGACGCUGAGAAUAUGGUGAAAGCUCAGCGGUGCCAGACGGCGAAAUGCGGAAAGCCCAAGAAGGAGAGGGGAAGUAAGGAAAAGCAGGAUGGUGUGAAGAAAGGGAGAGGGGGGGUGAUUGAGCUGAAGAGGAAGAAAAAGAGGGACAAGAAAGACUUGCACCGAAAUAAAAAGAAGAAACUAGCCGUGAGUGAUGGAGAUGCGUUGGACUGUUGCGUGUUGCUCACCCGUCUGGAGGAGAAAGCAGCUGCUGGUAAAGAGAAGAAUGCACUAAAAGCUGGGAAGAAAAGGAGUGUAAAAGUUAAAAAGAAGCAACACUCCAUCCAAAGAGGGACCAAACAUAGACUCAAGAAAACCUCUGUCGCCAAUCAGCAAGCACUGGAACCAAAAAACAACCAAUCUGACGCCUUACUCAUGAUGCCCUCAGCUAUGUUUGAGCCCCGCAGAAGGAGAAUGGCUUCGCUUAACGCUGAGGCUGUCAACAGCUUGCUGCUCUACAAAGGCGACUCACUCAUGGCGAAUAACGCAAAGAAAUGUCAGCCAUCCAACGAAGAGCCAGCAAAAGAGCUCACUAAAACUGAACACGGAGAUCAGAAAACCAAAAAAGGUUCUUUGGAAGGGAAAGCAGUCCAAAAAGAGAGACCGAAAAAACAAAAGCGUUCCACAGCUGAGGCUCAGAACAUCGACUGGUUGAGUUUGCUUGCACCGACACCUCGGCGUCAAGCAGGCCUCACCGCUGCAACGCUGCUCAAACUCACCAGUGCCCCAUAUGGGGCCAAACGGCAAAGGAAGGUGGAGUCCAAGCCAGGGAGUAGAAGUGAAGCUGCAGCUACGACUCAGGAUGGAAUGAGUGGUAAGCCUGUGUGCAAAGGAACAACACACACCAAACGAAGAACACAUCCCAAACAUGAGGGGCAACUAAAGCACAGAAAACAGGGCACAGAAGAUCCAGUCCAUUCCCAGGUGAGCCCCGCCAUCCAGGAAUGCUGCAGUUUGUGUAAGACGGAGACUUUGGAUCCGGAGUGGAAGGGUGCCACAGGGGGGCAGGAGUGUGUCAAGCAUCCUCUCCACUGUGGCUCUUCUCUGGGAUUCUCCUUAAAAACAAUCAAAGAGGAGCAGGUGGAGACGGAGGUGUCUUCCUGUUACUGCUGCUCCCAGGAGAGAUGUGUCGAGUACUUUCACAGGCUAGCCCUCUUCCUGGAUGACAAAACCUUCAAGGAACCAGAGGACGGCUCACUGUCUGAGGUGUUCCACCACCACCAUCAUCAUCACCACCACCAUCACCACCACCAUUCUGUCGGCCACCCGGCGGCCAUAACCAUCAGCCCGCACACGUACACCUGUUUCCCAGGCUACUACGUCCAUUUCAGCCACCCGGACAACUCCGCCUCCACCAUAUCACCCCUCGCUUUAUGCCCAAGCGGCAGCAAGAGGCCGAAGCUGCUCCCCAGCACGGGUCCCCAACCCUCAGGGAUUAGCCAUCCAGUGUACUGCUGCACCUCAGUGAAACCGUGCUACGGAGAGCCCUGCAGGAUCAACGGCUACUCUGCUUAUACCAGUGUGAUUCCAGCAAUUAACAGAGGAGCGUGCUCCUCUGGCCCCACAGACUGCAUCAAAUGUAACCACAGCGUAAAAAGAGAUGACUACCCAGCAACCAUCAAUGACCACCACAGCCCCUCCUCUAUCCCCAUUUGUCCCAGCCCUCGAAUCCUUACUGGCUGCCCCGUUCCCACUGUGCCUCCAGCCGGCCAAUCAGUGCCCCACAUCCAGACUCCGCUGUCUGACCCCAGCCAACCGCAGCCUCCGCUGAAGGUGGCAAAGGAGUGUCCACAGAGUGCCAAGCAGCCCAGCGGGUCAAGGUCUGGCGCACGCAGCACCGGCAGCAUCAGCUCGGCUGUCUGCCCUCUCAACAGAAACAAGAAACAGAAGCUCAGCUGUGCCAGUGACGGAGGGCAAACGGUUGCCAAGCAGCCGAAGAAUGGCCGCCAAAAAUCCACCAACGGCUGGAGGCCAUUUGGCCUGUCCUUUGAGAAGGAGGUUUUCUCUGUGGGAGAGGACACUUUGGUGCUGAGGAAGUGCUUUGAGGGAGUCCACAGGGACGGGGAGCUGAUUAGAGUCAGAGACACUGUUCUGCUGAAAUCUGGACCUAGAAAAAAGUCUCUGCCUUACGUGGCUAAGGUCUCAGCUCUGUGGGAAGAGCCAGAGUCAGGAGAGCUGAUGAUGAGUUUGCUUUGGUACUACCGUCCAGAACACACACAGGGAGGACGCAACCCCAGUGUACAUUGUGAGAAUGAGGUCUUUGCAUCCCGUCACCAGGAUGUGAACAGUGUGGCCUGUAUUGAGGACAAAUGCUAUGUCCUAACAUUGGCACAGUAUUGUCGAUUUUGUGCCUUGGUAAAACGCCGUAGAGAAGGCGUCAGCGACAGCGCCGCCUCCCUUGUAGUGCCCCCUGUUGUUGGAAACGCCAUGCCCACCCACCACUGUGUGCCCGAUGACACUGACCCAGAGCUGGUGUUUUUCUGUCGACACGUCUACGACUUCCGCUACGGACGCCUCCUCAAGAACCUGCAGUAGUAUCUGACGAGGCAUGACAUCACAUUACACCCCGGUUUCAUCUGCCACAGAUUCUCACUGGCUGCCUCCGUGAGAGAGGAACUGGAGUUUCGGACGACGGCUUGACAGCUUAUUUUCUUUUCAGUCUCUCAUUCAUGCUUACAUGUCACGCAUUUAUUAAGUAAACUAAUGGUUUGACGUAAUAUAUAAGAGUUGCUAUGGCAGUGUAAAUCUUUUUCUUUUAUCAUACAUGGCUCUCUGGUGUUGUAGCAGCUGUGUGAAGAACCUGGAACGUACUCUGCUGUAGAAAAAGCUACUGUAGCUCUUAGAAAUGUGAAAUUUGAUUAGAUUGCCGAGAACUCGAUGUUUCAUGUGAAUAAUGCUACUAUCUGCCUGACAGACAACAGAUAACACAAAGUAUCUUGAUAUGCCAUAGAUAAUGAAAAUAUGUGGCAUAUUGUGCCACACCGGAUGGUGCAGCUGAAGACUUAAUCACAUCUUUUUUUCACUCAGUUUAUUUCUGCUGCUUUGAGCUGCACUGAGUCCAUUUGAUAGUGAAAACAUGGCGUUUUCUACUGACACGGCAUAUAGAAAUCUUACUGUAAUGCAGCUGUGUUCAUGCUGUUCUGAGAAAUAGUGAUAGUCUGGGAAAUGUGCUUGCUUGUGAUAAAUAAGAAGGAAUCAGUUUCAUGUCUGUUUAAUCAAAAUGAAAUAAUCACCAGCAGCUGGUUAGUAUAGCUUAGCAUAAAGUCUAAGUCUGACUCUCGGGGCAAUGGUCGGAUACUAUAUAUGUAAUUAGCAGCUGUCAAGGGCAAGAACACCUGUUCUGUCAGAGGUUUAUCGACUGCAUGCGACUACAGAUCAGUUUUAAAGAAGCUAGGUGUGUUUCAGUAAAUCAGCAAUCCCUAUUUUUCCCCCUCUAAAUGCAUGCAGUCGAAGCAUGCUCAAACAUGAUUGGUUGAUAGAACGUGGGCUACAAGCAGACUACAAAUAUCUGCAUACAUAUCUUUUUGGAGCGAUUGUGCUAAGCUUAAUUAGCUGCUGGCUCCAGCUGUGUGCUUACAACGUAUACAGAGAGUGUUCUCAUCCAAAUCUCAGCAAGCAAGCAUGUGAGGAAAUUUCCCAAAUAUUGAAAUUGACAUUUUUGUCUAAUGGUGAUUGAUUUUGGAGAGCUUUGCAGCGCGCCCCAAAGAUAGCCAUGAAAGACAUUCUCAGUCAAACGGUUUGAUUGAAUCUAAUUAGCAGUGAAAAAGUAUAACAAGAGUGAGCAAUUAAAGGUUUUUUGGCUUCUUCUCUACUUAAGUUUUGAGAGAGAUGCAGGUUUUAUUCCGUAUCUGUAUCUGUAGUGAAGACACGGGCAUGCUAACCGCUAAAAGACAGCGAGAGUUUAGUUUGCUUGCUUUCACAUUGCGAGGAUCAGCCGAGCAUUAAAGGGGAUUUUUGUUAUGCCAAUGCCGAGGAAUAUUUAACUUUUUCAAAGCUGUUUACCAGAGGUGUGAUUUGACUCCGGUGUCAGCGUACUGUAUAUUUGCAUUUAAAUAUCUGGAUGGGUGUCUGUUAGUGGCAGAUGGCAUCAGUUAGUCACGUAUAUUCUUGUUUCUUCACUGAUGAGCUGGUGAAUAAUAUAGUCAGUGUAGCAUUUAGAUCUGUGAUGAUGAUUCGUUCCUAUGUUUGAGAAAAGAUAUGUAUUUAUGUCUGUACUGAGAAAAUAUAUAAUUUAUUUUCAAAAGAUCAUUUUAAAGAGUUUUAGAUGAGUGGCUUGCAUUCCUGAUUAGAAAGGAGGCUGACGAUGUCUCUCCGUAGCUGCACUGUAUAAGUGUGAGAGUCUUUGCAGCAGUAUUUCUGUGUUUCAGCUCGCUUACCCAAUACAAGCUCGUGCAAUUUUGCUUUGAGACACUGAAGUAGGCAAUAGGCAGAUUUGAGGACACAUAUGGAGUAUUUGGAAGGAUCUCAGAUGCGGUUUGAAGGACAUGCGCUAACAUGUGACCAGAGAUGCUAAACCUUGCAGGACCAAAAUGUACCCUGGCCUUUUCCAGCUUCCUGUCAUCCUCCUUUUCAUUUCCCCUGAGAUGGUGAAGCUUUGCCUCUUCAUCUUUAAAUGCUGAUUGCUUCACUGAUUUUAACUUACCAUUAGCCUGUGCCCUGGAUCUUUGCUGCCUUAUAGAACAUUCCCAGCCUUUUAUUUAGUAACGUGUAUUGAUCACAGUCUGGAGUUAUGAAGCUAGUAAGUGCGCUGAUCUUGAUUCCUAGAUGCUUGACAUGUAUUUCAGUGUUACCUGUGAUCUUAUGUGACCUGAAAGUCCAUCUUAAUCAAAAUUUUUAUUGAGAGUGAUGUUUGGUAUCAAACUACUUAACUAGUUGAGAGUAGAUGAGGAUUUUUUUUUCUUUUUUUGGAGAAACUAACUUUUUACAGAGUGUGGUAUGACAAUACUGACAAUUCUUUCAUAUCAGUACUUUAAAUAUAAAGCAGAAGCUAGUUAGCUUAGCGAUCUAUAACGCUUGGAAGUGGGAGCGGGCGGUAGAAAGCCAGAUGCACCCUUAUCAUCUGUGAGCAUAAUAGGUAACAUUAUGUAUGUAAUUUGUUUAGUCUGUAUAAAUCAAAGUGUUAUAACAAAUUUCUUGUUAGCAAAUUUUGUGUUGUUUUUGGUUUUAUGCUAGGCUAAGCUAAGCUAACCAGCUGGUUACGGAUUCAUUUCUUACAUGCAGACCUUAGAGCAUUCUGCCAUUGAGGAAAAAAAAAAUGUUUUUUUGCCAUCCAUAAGUCACAAUUUGGGGUUAUUAUGCCAUUCAAUUCAAUUCAAGUUAAGAAUCUUAACAUUUUAAUUUAUUAAUUCAAAAAAUAUCAGAAAAUAACUCAAAAUACUUAUAAAAAACACCUUCAAACUUGAAGUUAGGUCAAAACUUUGAGAUAAUAAUCCACUUUUUUUUUUUUUUACUUAUGGAUAGCCAAAAACAUAUAUUUUUAAGUGGCAUAAACAAGCUUGCAUACUGUUUUUUGUUUGUUUGUUUGUUUGUUUGUUUGUUUUUUGGUAACUCUCCACAAGAAAGCUUUGUUCACAAAAUGUCAAUCACCUGGGGCCAAGCAGCAAUGCAAAAUUUGGCACAUUGAUUGGUGUCACUGAUUGUUUUAUUCUUUUCAUAUCACAGCCCAUUAUUGACUAUUUGUGCAUUAUAUUAUAUAUACCUGUUUUUGUUUGUUUGUUUGUUUGUUUGUUUUUUUAGAUUUAUGGUCUUUAUGAAAAGCCAAGCAGGAUAUCUUACCAUAACUUUGAUUUAUCCAUGCAAAGAUCAGUAUGUGGAUUUGGGACCCCAUUUGAAGGAAACAUUAAAAAAAAACUUGCCCAUUGAUCAUUGGAAGCAUUCUAAUAAAUAAAUUCUUCUUUCUCUUGCAAGUCCCAAAGCUAACCACUUUACUGGAAUUUUUCCCAGGUACAAAUUCUUUGCAAUCCUAACCAAAAUUGUCAAUCUUCAGACCGAAUAUCAAAAGAUUUACCAGAUGGAUUUUCAAUUUCUCAAACUGCUUUUCUGACAGAAAGUGGAAUCUCAUCUCAGCUACUGUUUCAUAUAAUGACACGAAAUUUCAUUUGGGGACUUUUCAUGAUUUUUGCUACAAUAAGAAAAAGAAAAAAGCCACGUUUUAUACUCAUAUCAAGAGGUUGUUGUGACUUUGACCUACAAGCACAGUAGUAUUUGAUAGUCAAAAUUUUAGGUGGGGUAUCACUUUAAAAUGCUCACAUCCCGCCUACAUCUCCUUUGCUCCUUAUCCUCUGUAAGUGGCAUAGACAUUUUUUGUUUGUUUGAAUUCAGAAAUAAUUUAAAUAGAUGUCUCAUAUUCAUUUAUUUCUGUUUAUUUCAAUUCAUCUGAAUUUAAAACUAUUCCAUGCUAUUUUAAUAUGUCCCGAUGACUUAAAUAUUAUCAUGUCUUUAUUCAACAAACGUUUUAAAAAAAAUCCUGAAUAUUGCUUGAUGGUGUAUGAAGUAUAGCCAACUUGAAUCAGGUGAAAAUAUUUGGUUUGAUUUGGUUCAACAACUUAAAUCCAGAAUUAGAAAACCACACCACGCACAUUUUAUGGCCUUAGGAAUCACUCAGCAAACUAAUUAUGUUUAAUCAAGAUGUGUGAUGCUUGUGUCUUAAUUGGUCCUCUGUGCCUGUUCCCAUUAUCCUGUAUUACAUGUAUUCCAAGAAUUUUCCACAAAGAAAAGUACAAAUAGUCACUGUAGUUUUUGCGUACCUUUCAAAUGCCUUUCACUUUUCAUCAGAUGACACAGUUCUUGGUAUUGAGCUUGAAUCACCACAAAGAAAUGCUUUCACCAAAAAGACUAAGACUAAAAGAGGGCAGGGGAUUAAACCAUGAAUUGAACUUCAUUCCCAGGUGUACUUCUUAUGUGAAUUUGUUUGUUUCUUUGCAUGGCUUUUUUUUUUGGAAAUAUCUUGGAAAUAUUAAUCACAGCACAGAUUAUUUGUAUGGUUUCAAAUGGACCUGUAAUAUAAGAAAAAUAUUUAAUUGUAAUAAAUAAUAUAUGAGUUUGAA
This is a messenger RNA of Maylandia zebra (zebra mbuna), 7792 nucleotides long. Lineage: Eukaryota; Metazoa; Chordata; Actinopteri; Cichliformes; Cichlidae. The record is from RefSeq and is a predicted model, not a curated record.